Messenger RNA from Monodelphis domestica (gray short-tailed opossum), 2179 nucleotides. The record is from RefSeq and is a predicted model, not a curated record. Lineage: Eukaryota; Metazoa; Chordata; Mammalia; Didelphimorphia; Didelphidae.
GGGUUCCCUUUGUAGUGCCCUCAGCCUUGAGCCCCUGAGGAGAGCAGCGAUGGGAUCUCACCAAACUCUCCAGCUGAGGCUCUUGGUCUGAGGAAUUCUGGGCGGGCUAUGGCGGAGGGGAGCUCUACUCAACUCGUGGCUCCCUAGGCUGCUUUUGGUGGAGGGGGAAGUUGAAGCUUAUUUUAGGGAAAAAACAAAACAGAAACAGAAUGAAAGUUCAAGGAACUGAAGCUGAGAGGUGUCUGGACCUCAGGAGAUCAAAGUUCUGAUACUCAGACUUCUCUGUAUGGGGUCCAGGGAGGUUCCAUUCUGUUUCAGUUGAACACAAGCCUAGGAAAAAUGAUCCAAAGGGUCGAAUGGAGCUUUGAGUCUAAGAAAAAACAUCUGCCUCUGUUCAGCCUUGAGCCUGAGACUUGGAAUCUAACUUUGAAGAAGAGUCUCCACUGGAACAGAUAUGAGCAAAGAGCUCAUGUAACACCAACAUCCCUUAGAAUUGACAACGUCACUCUUGAGGAUAAUGGAAACUUCAAAGUCCGAAUACAUCAUGAUGAAGUAAUCAGUGAACAAAGUUUCUUUCUCUCUAUUUAUGAACCGAUUCUCCCCAAGAUCAAGAUAAUCUCAAAGUCCCAGACAUCAGAUGGAUGCAACCUCACCUUGGAGUGCCAGAUCCUGAAUAUCUCAAAUGAUACAACUGUAACCUGGGGAAGUGUAGCUAUCCCCAAGAGGCAGGAGGAGAGCCUAGGGCUGCCCUCCAAUUCUAGGAUACUGAAUCUGUCCCUACCACCGAACCUCCAGAAUUCCUCUGUCACUUGCUUGGCUAAGAACCCUGCAGAGCAACAAAAGUCGACAUUAAAACUAAGUGAUGCCUGUCCUGAGAAGUCUUCAAAUCCCCAAACCCCAAAGUCACCAUGGUUCAUUGGAAGUUUCCUUCUGGUCAUAUUGCUGGUGAUCCUGGGGAUUGGAUUGUCGAUCGACAGAAGAAAAGAAAGGAAGAAAGAAGUUAUGGAUUCUCCAGAGAAUAAGAGAAAUAGUGACAUGAACAUCCAAGAUGCAGUGCUCAGACCAAGUAGACCUGAGGACCAGAACCAGUGCCAAGAGGCUAGUGAGCAGCACCCACAGGAGGGGAAGCAUCUCACCACCAUUUACAGUGAGAUCCAUAAUCCUCAGAUCAUGCUCAGGUCCAGACCUAGCUGCUGAGUGUACCUCACCCAAUCAAGGUAUGCUGUAAGCUUGGCAGAACAAUAGUCCUUGAGUGUGUACACUGAGGGUGAACUCUGUUGUUCUCAGUCUGUUACUGUCAAAACCAUGACCAGAACCACAGGUCAGCUCAGACCAACCAUGCCAGCUCUGAGUAAUGGAAAACUCUUACAGGAACCACAUCUCAGCCAGUGUGGAUCUGUUAUGAAUACAUUUUCAAUCACCUACAAAACUGAUUGUCCUCUUUGAUACUGGACAAACUCUAAGAAGAGACUCUCAGCUGCUGGACAAUCUCUCUCAUUGCUAAACAAACUUUACAUUGUUACUGCUAUGCCUUCUUUGUCUCCCCACAACUAUAUGUAUUAAGCCUGCACCUUGGCAUUUGGGGCUAGACUUGGGUAAGAGUCUUUCCCAGACUGCUCCUUACCACUUCAACAGAAUAAAACUUUGAAGUGCCUGAUGGGUACUUAGGGCUAUUCUCCUGUUCUUUGAGUGGGUGGUUGACAUUUGUAAACUUGUAUCUCUUCUGACAAGAAAAGUGCUCUUGGGUAUCCUUAUCUAUCUCCUUCUCCUUGAGGGAUACUGUCUUCAAUUUGGGUUUAUACUUUGUUGCUCCUUCAGUGUGGAUCCCACUGGGAGGGGAACAAGGGACAUUCCUCCAGCUGGCUGCUGGGUCUGAGGGGGCUUGCCAGCCAGGGCUUUGCUGGGAGAGAAGAGGUCAGUUUAAAUAGUUACGGAAUAGUGCUGAGAAUACUCCCUCUGGGGUCAGAGAAUUAGGGCUCAAAUCUCUUUUCUGAUAUUUCUUGGGUUACUUUGGACAACCCAUUUAACUUCCAAAGGCUUUGGCUUUCUCCUAUGUAAUAGGGCCGGGUUUCUUGGUGGGAUGAGGCAGUCAGUCAGCCCAGCAAGGAAGUUCUGAGAAACCAGGGUAUCUGUGACUUGAGCAUAAGAGGAACUCUGGACUUGAAACUUGGAACUCUUC